This is a messenger RNA of Lentinula edodes (shiitake mushroom), 2409 nucleotides long. Its product is annotated as glycoside hydrolase family 63 protein. Gene Ontology annotation, molecular function: Glc3Man9GlcNAc2 oligosaccharide glucosidase activity. The transcript is spliced from 15 exons. Gene Ontology annotation, biological process: oligosaccharide metabolic process; protein N-linked glycosylation. NCBI's taxonomy places the organism in Eukaryota, Fungi, Basidiomycota, Agaricomycetes, Agaricales, Omphalotaceae. The record is from RefSeq and is a predicted model, not a curated record. Gene Ontology annotation, cellular component: endoplasmic reticulum membrane. The coding region runs from base 1 to 2409 and encodes 802 amino acids.
AUGCAGUUGCCGUGGUUGUUGCUGCUGUCCAUCGCGUCAGUGGCAUUUUCUUCACCAGUGAAUGAUACUUUUUUAUGGGGCAGCUAUCGCCCAAACCUAUACUUUGGUAUUCGCCCGAGAAUUCCCCAGUCACUCUUGACAGGUCUUAUGUGGUUUGGGACCCAGGAUUACGCCUCCAUAAGUCAAACGCGUCACGCCUGCGAUCAAGGUGAUCAACUUCAGUCCUACACCUGGACAAAAUAUGAUCCUCGGGAAGGAGGUGUACAAGUCAUUAAGGACGCUAGGAACAAUGUCCAGCUUACGACCGAAUUCUUGAAGGUUCCUGGUGGAGACCAUGGAGGCAACUGGGCUGCAAGGAUUAAAGGCGAACCUCUGGAUCCAUUACAACCCUCAAGGAUUUCCACAAUCUUCUAUCUUGGAAUGGAAGGUCUCGGUGGAAUCGACAUGGAUACAGACGAGGAAGACAAUGGCUUGCAGGGUGACAUCAAGUUUACUGGGUCCUCACCGGAACUGGACGACUUUAGUAUCCGCAUAGUUGAUGGUCCAAGCAAUACUGCAGUCACUAGCGGUCCCCACUCUGAGGUAUUCAAGGAUAGAAUCGGCAAGAGUCACUUCAUGGGUCAACCAGUUCCUGCCGGAAACAUAUGGCAAGCUAAAGAAUUCAUCUUACAGAGCUUGAUGAAAAGAGCACAGGAAGUCAUUGCUCCAUACCGAGAUCCUGCGGCGGGGAUUCCCGACCCGUCUUUUGUGCUUCAGCUGCCGGAUGAGAUUUAUUCUGGUAGUAAUCUUUAUGCUGUUCAAAAGUUUUUUGACGGUGAAUUUCAGUUUGACGUCUUUUAUGAAAGCGCAAGCUCCAGACAGACGCUGAGCUCUUCCACUCUUGACGAGGGUAUUACUGCUCUUUCUACUUCUUUUGACCAGCGUUUCAAUAAGGUCUUUCCAACACCCUCCGAUUAUUCUUCAAAGAGCAACAAGGAUGCUCUCGAGACGUUCUCACAAGCAAUUACAUCGAACCUCAUUGGUGGUGUUGGUUAUUUCUAUGGCAAUUCAAUCAUCAACGAGAAAUUCUCGUACGAAUGGGACGAAGAUGACGAAGCUGAGGAUAGAUCGGCCAGUGAUGAGAAAGGCCCGAGAUUGACUGAACCGAAAAAGUUGCUCACAGCAACACCGAGUAGAAGUUUUUUCCCCCGUGGAUUUUAUUGGGACGAGGGCUUCCAUCUGCUACACAUUGGAGCAUGGGACAAUGACUUUGGCCUCGAAAUUUUGAAGGACUGGAUUGACCUCAUUGACGAUAAUGGUUGGGUUGCCCGAGAACAAAUUCUUGGAGAAGAGGCUCGAAGCAAAGUCCCUGCAGAAUUCCUGACUCAAGUCCCCAAUUACGCCAACCCACCAACACUCACUGUUGCUGUCACAGCUUUCAUCAACCGAGUCAAAAUUGCCUCCCUCGGCCCCUCAGACGCAGACCUUGGCAUGGAUUUUGGCAUGGGCAGUUCCCAGACCCCUUUAACUGAAGUUAAAACCGAACCUGGCAACCGGUCUUUGGAUCCGGAGGUCGCGACUGCCUUCUUGAAGGGCAUAUACAAACCGCUCAAAAGACAUUACGACUGGUUCCGCCGCACUCAACGUGGACAAAUAAAGCAGUAUGGUCGCAAGGCUAGAUCAAGGACCGAAGCCUACCGCUGGAGGGGAAGGUCUGAUAAACAUGUGCUGACGAGUGGAAUGGACGACUACCCAAGAGGACCUCCUCAUGCUGGGGAAUUACAUUUGGAUCUUAUAUCAUGGAUGGCACUAUUCUCGAGGACAAUGAGAGAAAUUGCAGAGUUUAUCGGAGAGAAUGAUGAUGCGAUCUCUUAUGGUGAGAUCGAGAAAGCCAUACUUGACAACAUCGAAGAUUUGCAUUGGAACGAGGAACAACAGAUGUACUGCGAUGCUAACGUCGACGAUGAUGAUGAAUCCUAUCAUGUAUGCAACAAGGGUUAUCUGUCUCUAUUCCCAUUCAUGCUCUCCCUCUUGUCUCCGGAUUCGCCUCAUCUGGGCGCUAUCCUUGACGUGGUUCGAGAUCCGGAGCAGCUGUGGUCAGAUUACGGGCUGCGUAGCUUGUCUGCUUCCCAUCCAGAGUAUGGAACUGGCGAAAAUUACUGGAAAGGUCCUAUCUGGGUUCAAAUGAAUUAUUUGGUCCUUGGGGCGCUACAUAACAGAUACGCAGUCGAGGAAGGACCUUAUAAACUAAGAGCCCAGGAGAUCUACCGCGAGUUGAGGAAGAAUAUCAUUGACAAUGUGUUUAAGGAAUACGAGCGUACAGGGUACGUUUGGGAACAAUAUGACCCCAAUACCGGUUAUGGUCAGCGCAGUCAUCCGUUCACAGGAUGGACAUCAUUAGUUACAUUAAUUCUCACUGAAAAGUACUGA